GUCACGUGUUCCAUUAUGAAAAAUGGCCGACGGAGUAAGUGAAACAAACACAGCUGCUGAGGAAAGCGACGCCAAAGAAGAGGACCCCAAAGUUUUGGAAGUUCUUCCAGACAGCCACCCUGUUGGUGUUAGCAGCAAUGAGGAGACUUCAAAAGACAAACCGGCGACCGAGAGCAACUGGUCAACACCGAUCCUGUCGCUGGCACGGAAGGCAACCGAGACGAUCAGCAGUGGGGUCAGCUACGGUGCAGCGUUGAGAAACGCCACAUCUUCGGGAUCUGCCGCGAGCUCUCUGAAGUGUCCGACUAAACAAAACUCUACGGAAAAUGACACCAACGCUAACCAAUACCUACCGGCAGUGAAGGACCAUAUGGCUGUAGAGCGCUCCAACCUGUUCAGUAUGAUGAAGCUGAGUAUUAAGGGUCUGAUCCAGUCUUCUCUAAGUCUGGGCAGAACCCUGGACUCUGACUACCCUCCUCUGCAGCAGUUCUUUGUGGUUCUGGAGCAGUGCCUCAAACACGGACUGAAAGUAAAGAAGUCAUUCAUCAAUCAGAAUAAGUCUAUCUGGGGCCCUCUGGAGCUGGUUCAGAAGCUGUGUCCUGAUUCUACUGAUAUUACCACCAGUGCCAGAGACCUGCCAGGGAUAAAGACUGGGUUGGGUCGGGCUCGGGCCUGGCUGCAUCUGGCCCUGAUGCAGAAGAAGUUGUCUGACUACCUGAAAGCCCUGCUGGACCAUAAAUACCUCCUGGUUGAGUUCUAUGACCCAGGAGCGUUGAUGAUGGGGGAGGAGGGGACAGUGAUAGGAGGGAUGCUGGUGGGGCUAAACGUCAUUGAUGCUAACCUCUGUAUCAAAGGAGAGGACCUGGACUCCCAGGUCGGGGUCAUAGACUUCUCCUUGUACCUGAAGGACCCUAUGACCACUGAGACCACUAAGGAUGAUACUAAGAUGACGGCCAUAUUGGACCAGAAGCACUACAUUGAGGAGCUGAACAGACACCUGAGCUGCUCUGUCUCUGACCUGCAGGCCAAGAUGAACUCCAUAGAGAAGACCAACGGCAAGCUCAUUGAGGAGUUGACAGCAGCGACAGACAGAAUUAACUCUUUACGGGAGGAACAGGAAACACUGAGACAUGAGAAUGAGACCAUCGUCCAGAGCAACCAGAAGAAAGAGGAGGUGACCCUGGAGGACAGUGCAGUAGAGCUGGAGACAUACAGACAGACACGACAGGGCCUGGAUGAGAUGUACAGUGUGGUCUGGAAACAGUACCAGGAGGAGAAACGCAUCAGACAGGAGUUGGAGAGGGAGCUGGAGCUGCAGAUAGGACUAAAGCAGGAGAUGGAGAUGGCCAUGAGGCUGCUGGAGAAAGACACACAUGAGAAACAGGACACACUGCAAGCCCUCCGACAACAACUAGACCAGGUCAAAACCCUCAACCUGCAGAUGUUCCAUAAGACACAGGACUGUGAGCGUGAGGCCCAGAGGAAGCAGGAGGAAGAGGGACAGCUGGAGGAGAAGAUAAACCAGAUGAAGACCACCAUUAAGGAGAUGGAGCAGAGACUGCAGAACUCUGAGUGUGAUCGCAGACAAAGUGACCAGAUGGACAUGAGGACAGAGCUGGAGGGCAGGGUAGACUCCCUACAGAAACAACUGUCUGACCUGGACACACUGAGGCUGGGUCUGGAGAGUGAUCUGUGCAGUGAGAAGGAGCAGAGACAGGCCAUUCAGAGAGCUCUACAGAUAGAACAGGACAACAGCACAGAGCUACGCACCCAACUACAGCAGAUACAGGGGCUACACACGGAGCUGCAGGAUGUUCGUCAGGAGAAGCAGCAGCUCCAGCAGACCUGUCAGGAGCAGGAGACGGCCUUACAGGAGAUGGGCCUACACCUCAGCCAGUCUAAACUGAAGAUGGAGGACUUCAAAGAGGUCAACAAAGCCCUGAAGGGCCAAGCCUGGCUAAAAGAUGAUGAGGCUACACAGUGUAAACAAUGUCAGAAGGAGUUCUCCAUCGCUCGCAGAAAGCACCACUGUAGGAACUGUGGAGAUAUCUACUGUAACAGUUGUUCUACUAACGAGUUGGCCCUGCCCUCCUACCCUCGACCUGUACGAGUCUGUGACAUCUGCCACUCACUACUGCUGCAGAUGAGCAUCUCUUCCUCCUGACGGAACACAUAUUCUCACACGCUUCACUAAUAAUCUUUCUUCCCUCACUGUGCUCAAAGCCCACAGAGAACAUUUUAAUCAAAUUUGAGCAGGGAGGCUGUUAAGUUCUGUUUUGCCACUAACCUGAAAUUCAGGAUGUUUGGGCAUGGUUGACUGUUGAACCCUCUGCUUUAUUUUGGGCUAAUACUGCCUUUUCUCAUCUUUUAAACUCCCCUGGGUGGAUUUCAAAGUAAGGUCGAUAAAGAAUAGUUAGCCAGCUAAUUGUCAUGUUACUAACAUCAUAUUCCUCUAGGAUGCGGGGGUGUAAGAGUAUGGAAGUAUGUUGUAUUAUGAAUGACCCAGAAUGCAACAAUGUCACAAUUGUGGGAAAAUGUUAGAUGAACUGACCUUCAAUAAUUUCAUUGUUGAUUCACUUAUUAUAGACCUUUUCAGAACUCUUGCUUUAAAUGUCUGAGGCAAUUUAUAGUUUCACAUGAUUCUUUCACUUCCAGUGAAGUAAAGGAACCAAGUUUAUUUCUGUUCAUUUCCUCAACCUGCCUUGCUGAACAAUUGUGGAUUUGUUAAGCUUUUUUGUUGUUGUAAAUGACUACAGAAUGUUAACACAUACCAAGAAAGGUCUAUUUUAGAAUGUAAAUAACGAUCAUUUUGUGACUAGUGCUACUAAACAGCCAAUUUCUGCCCAACAUGUUUUCUAUAUAGAUAUCUAAUUUAAUAAAACGUAUCUGAAUGUG
This is a messenger RNA of Oncorhynchus keta (chum salmon), 2895 nucleotides long. RefSeq names its product RUN and FYVE domain-containing protein 1-like. Gene Ontology annotation, biological process: regulation of endocytosis; protein transport. Gene Ontology annotation, molecular function: metal ion binding. The transcript has 15 exons. Bases 23 to 2164 code for a protein of 713 amino acids. Gene Ontology annotation, cellular component: cytoplasm. Lineage: Eukaryota; Metazoa; Chordata; Actinopteri; Salmoniformes; Salmonidae. The record is from RefSeq and is a predicted model, not a curated record.